Micropterus salmoides (largemouth bass) is the source of this 2424-nucleotide messenger RNA. RefSeq names its product nudix (nucleoside diphosphate linked moiety X)-type motif 12 (gene nudt12). The record is from RefSeq and is a predicted model, not a curated record. The transcript has 9 exons. The coding region runs from base 111 to 1520 and encodes 469 amino acids. Gene Ontology annotation, biological process: NADP+ catabolic process; NAD+ catabolic process. Gene Ontology annotation, cellular component: cytosol. Lineage: Eukaryota; Metazoa; Chordata; Actinopteri; Centrarchiformes; Centrarchidae. Gene Ontology annotation, molecular function: protein binding; metal ion binding; NADH pyrophosphatase activity.
UUUUUACGCAACACAACAGGCAAACUGCUUCCCGGACAGAGGCCAAUCUGCACGGAGCUGAAGAUUAUGAACUCCACCAAUGUUGGUAAAAACGUCAACAUGCAGAGGAUAUGGCCUCAGUGUCCUCCAUGGCAGCCAGAAUGACGAGCCUCCAGCUGAGUGCGAAGGAGGAGAUGGUGGAGAAGUUUCUGGAUGCUGCAGCCAGAGGAGACCUGGCCCAGGUGUCCACGCUGUUGUCCCAUGUCCCCUCGCUCAUCAACCAGACAGGAAAUAGCGGCUGGACGGCGCUGAUGCUCGCUGCUCGCAACGGACACUACUAUGUGGUGGAGGCCCUGCUGUCCCAUGGCUGUGACAAGUUCUCAGUGAACAGUUCGUCCCAGACCGCUUACGAUAUCGCCAAGUUCUGGGGCCACCGGCACAUCUCCGACCUGCUGGGACGGACAGACGACAGUUGCCAGCGAGUCCUGCCGGGCUCUGAUCUCAACCAGCAGGAGAACUACUUCAGCAGAGAGACGCUAGACCGGCUGAGUGGGAAGAGGACGGACAAGGUUUGGUUGGAGGAAAAACAGAGCGACCCAAAUACAGUCUACCUCCUGUUCUCCAACCUCAACCCCAUGGUCAACAGCUCUCAGGAGGAUGACGAUGCAAAGGUUGAGACUAAGCUGUGUCGGUUCAGAUAUGAGGCAGUUAAAGACCUUCUCCAGAAACCUGCGACUGUGCUCAUUUUCCUUGGAGUGGAGAAGAGGAAAAAACCCUCCUCUUCCAACUCCUCUCAGACAGUGGAGGGUGUCCUGGAGCCUCCUGCCUGGUUUGCCAUAGGCACAGAUGAAGACGCUGCUGAACUUUUUAAACGCUGCAGAGAAAAGAACUGCUCCUUCCCAAAGAUGCCCAACAGAGACCUGCUGAAAUUCAGUGAGGAAGAGGCCGGAAUUGUGGCUCAGGCUCGAUCGGUGUUGUCCUGGCACGCCCGUCACAGCUUCUGUCCAACAUGUGGUAGCAGCACCAAACUGGAGGAGGGAGGAUACAAGAGGAGCUGCCUGAACUCCGACUGCCGGAGCCUGAAGGGGGUUCACAACACCUGUUAUCCACGAGUUGACCCAGUGGUCAUCAUGCUGGUGAUCCACCCUGAUGGAAACCAGUGUUUAUUGGGAAGGAAGAAGAUCUUCCCAGUCGGCAUGUUCUCUUGUCUGGCUGGAUUCAUAGAGCCUGGGGAGACGAUCGAGGAGGCGGUGAGGAGGGAGGUGGAGGAGGAGAGUGGUGUGAAGGUCGGACCGGUCCAAUAUGUCUCCUGCCAGCCCUGGCCGAUGCCCUCCAACCUCAUGAUUGGCUGCCUUGCUGUCGCCAUAUCGACCGACAUCAAAGUGGAUGAGAAUGAGAUCGAGGAAGCCCGGUGGUUCCCACGGCAACAGGCAAUUGAGUCCUUGCUCAGAGGAGCCUCUCCGGCCUUCACCGUCCCUCCCAGACAGACCAUCGCCCACCAGCUGAUCAGACACUGGGUCAGCAUGACCUCUAAUCUCUAACACUUGACCUCCCAGCCAGCUUAGGCAGACAGUAUGGAGGUCUGCCUAAAAAAAAAAAAAUAGCAGCAGCUGUCUGAACUGUUACUGCUUUAUUACAACAAACUAGCUGCCAGUCAAGGGAAUCACCAGAUUCUUCAGGUUGUAUCCAAAUCAUUUCAGUGCAGUGCUUGUGUCAGUUCAGAUCUCAGGUUUAAUUUUACACUUGGGAACUUGCUGUGUGACGAUGGAUCUAAUAACAGACAAGUAAAGGUUAGGAAGAAAUGGAGAAAGUACAUACUGUUAGAGACCAGACAAAUGCAGAAAGCUUAAUAUCUGCAAGCUGUAUUUACAUCACUCAGCUAUUAACAGAAACAGUUCUAUGAGCCAAGUGGACCGUGGCUACAUUUCCAGAGUUCAGAUAAAUUAUAACACCACAGACAUUUAAAGAAUAAACCUUCUAUUAUACAGUAACAAAAGAAACUAUUUUGAUGUUGAAGCAUGAUGACAUUUUUACAAUUAGACAAACUUUUUCAGGAAAGAGUUUCAGGCAUCAGCUUUGUCGGAUGGAUUUCUUUCUCAAAUCAAAUGUCAGCCAUCUGUAUUUAUGAAGUAUAGUCUAAUACAGUACACUUAGCUAAGAAGAUUCAUUAAUUGAUUAUAAGAGCAAAACAGAUUUUCUGCUAAUCUAUGCGGUAAUGGAUUAAAUUUUAUUUAUAUGGUGCCAAUUCAUAACAGAAGUUAUCUCACUGCAGUUAUCAUGUAGAGCAGUUCUAGACCGUACUCUUUGAGAGGGUUGACAGGAUGAUGCCUGUACAAUUUCACUACACCAAAGUCAAAACAGCAAAAUGGCUGAUCAUUGACGCUGAUGUACAACCUUUCCAUAAACUGAAAUGAACAGGAAAUAUUAAAUUGCUUAAUAUAAGUA